Molecule: messenger RNA, 1914 nt
Organism: Cadophora gregata
Lineage: Eukaryota; Fungi; Ascomycota; Leotiomycetes; Helotiales; Ploettnerulaceae
Exons: 1
Coding region: 1-1491 (496 amino acids)
Source: RefSeq, a predicted model, not a curated record
AUGUCUACGUCUGGAGUGAAGCACUUCACUGAUAAAUGCGAAAUUGCGAAGCGAUAUGAGUACGGAAUGAACAUAAAUGAAACAAAACGAAGUAAGCUAAAUCUGCGCAUGACUGUCCCGUACAAAGACAGAAAGAGAACCAUGUUCGCAAAAUCUGCCUUGAGAGGAAUAAAUACUGUUCUUCAAAAUGACCACAGGAGCGUCUGCCAGCCUAUCAGAGGAUCCAUGUCUCUUCGGAGUAGCAUUGAAUCGAAUCGAAAUAAUCAGACAGAUUUUUCCCAAGCUUGGAGGUCUGGACAGAUAGAGAGGCAAGCUCUUCGAAGUUCGAUCAAGAGACCAGCGAUAUACGACGGGAGCUCGCAAUGUCCAGCAAAAUUACAGAAAACACCAAAGCGAAGGGUCUCAGAACACAAGUCCGAGAAUGAAAUCAGACGCAUUAGGCGACGUGCUUGUACCAUAAAGAAGUUGAAGAGUUUAUCCAGACGUUACAAUGGGCCCAAUGGGUAUAUCACACCCCCUACAGAAUUCAAGCUAUAUAUCCAGAAAAUAUGCUCCGAGCAGAAACGCAUGGCUUUCCAAUCAAGCACUCCACUACGUCUAAGAUUACCCGACCUUCGAGAUAUGUAUAUCAGAAAGCUCAACGAGAUAAUCAUCUUUACGGUGCGCAACUGGACAAUCCCAACUGCCAAACCUCGAUUGUUUCUCUCUCGGAAAGGAAUAUUACCUGGUCAUUACGGAGUACAGCGCCAGAAAGCGAGGGACUUUAUCUUGUUUAUCAUACAACAUCGGAUGACUUCAAAGGACGUAUCUUUCCUAACAGAGAUAAUCCUAAAGGCAGAAGACCAGGAUCUCGAAGCCCUAGCCUCGAAGAUCGAAUCAUACGAAGCAUGUAUCGAGAACGAAGAGCGACAUUACCACUCUUGUCCAACAUAUACGCAAGAAGAAAUUGAGCUGCUCAGACCUCAAAUUCGCAAUUUUAAAGAGGCUGAUAUUCGGCAUCGCGCAGUUGAGAAGCGGAAAUGGACGGCUUGGAAUAUUGCAAAGUCCGCGACGAGAGUUGCAGAGGAUGUGACGCGACUUAAAAUCGAUAUCGCUGGUAUGAUUAGAGAGAUAGAGCAUCAAAGUUGUCCUGGAAAACGUCUGUUACCUGAGAAUGCGAGGCCAUUGAGCUCGAUUCCACUCCACUUGCGAGCUAAUAUCAGGAGGAGGAAUGAAGGCGAUCCGGUGAGUGGAUUUGGGGAUAUUAUUCCUCCCAAGAGCUUUUCUUUGCAUAUGCAUGCAAGGAGUAUCGGUCGAAGUAAGCUUUCCCAAGUCAUUACUGCAGCGGAGGAUAACCAUGGAAUGGAGAAUGGGAGGACUUGCAAAUUAUCGAAAGGAACGGCAUCGACAGGCGGGGUAGCAACCGCGAUCAAUUGGAGACCAAUUAUGUGGACUCCGAAGCGUUCAAAUAUGGGAGAAAGAUGGCAAGCGUGGUGGGCAGCAAAUGGAUAACGAUGAUUUCAACGGCUGAGGAGACUCCAUUGACUCGACGAGGAUCUUCAGGGUAACACAAUCAGUUUGACGGUGAAAUGAUAAGAAGACGAACGUAAUGCUAAUAAGAAGAGAAGGCUCAUAAUACGAGCCUGGAAGACAGGCAUACCAAAUAGCAAGAACAAUGGAGUGCGAAGGUAGAGGGAGUCGUAAUGAAAAGUAAGAUAUGCGAGCGAAUGUGCAUGGCCGUUUCCUGUAAUGCUGAAGCUUUGCUCCAAAGGUUCGCUGAAGGCCUAUGGGAGUAUAUUUGACUUGAAGAGUGAUGUACGAAACAUCGAAACAUAACUAGCUCUACAAAGUAUUAAAGAUCUCUAACCAAUGACUGCUAGUAUAUGUAAAAUUCUCUUCGCAAGUCCAAAGAGAGGGUAGCACCAGAUGACUUGC